This is a messenger RNA of Drosophila hydei, 1812 nucleotides long. RefSeq names its product cytochrome P450 315a1, mitochondrial (gene sad). Gene Ontology annotation, biological process: cortisol metabolic process; C21-steroid hormone biosynthetic process; cholesterol metabolic process. The transcript has 6 exons. Gene Ontology annotation, molecular function: oxidoreductase activity, acting on paired donors, with incorporation or reduction of molecular oxygen; iron ion binding; heme binding. Lineage: Eukaryota; Metazoa; Arthropoda; Insecta; Diptera; Drosophilidae. Bases 134 to 1669 code for a protein of 511 amino acids. The record is from RefSeq and is a predicted model, not a curated record. Gene Ontology annotation, cellular component: mitochondrial inner membrane.
GCCCUUGUCGUUCCGUGGUGAGUUGGUCUCGAAAUUCGUGGGAGAUAAUCGUACAGGCACUACGAGUAUUUCGCUGCCUGUCUGCCAGCUGGGUGUGCCGGAGUGUCCCUUGACCUGAUUUGGCUUAUAGAAGAUGACCAAGCAGAUGCUGUGCCGCGGCGGUCUGCUGCGUUGGGCUGUGCAGCUGCUCAGGACAUUGCUGUUGCGCAUUGUGUCGCACUUUAAAGCCGAGCUGCAAACCAACUACCCAAGCCCAAGCCUACAGAUUGUGCCCAAAUAUGUGCCAAUACCACGCGUCAAGGGAUUGCCUAUUGUGGGUACACUGUUCGAUUUGAUAGCAUCCGGCGGAGCACCGCACCUCCACAAAUAUGUGGAUGCGCGACAUCGUCAAUACGGAGCUAUCUUUCGCGAAAGAUUGGGCGGCACACAGGAUGCAGUGUUCGUAUCGUCGGCAAAUCUAAUGCGCAGUCUCUUUCUGCAAGAGGGUCAAUAUCCACAGCAUCCGCUGCCGGAUGCCUGGACGUACUACAACAAGCGACAUGACUGCCAACGUGGACUCUUCUUUAUGGAGGGCGCUGAGUGGCUGCACAAUAGGCGUAUACUUAAUCGGCUGCUGCUCAAUGGUAAUUUGAAUUGGAUGGACGUCCAUAUUGAGAACUGUACGCGGCAGUUGGUGGACAGAUGGCAAACGAACACAGAGCAGACAGCAGCAGAUGAAAAACAUUACGAACUGCCAGAUCUAGAAAGGCAGUUGUAUCGUUGGUCUAUCGAAGUGCUCUGCAGCAUCAUGUUCGGCUCUAGAGUUUUGACCUGCCCUCAAAUGCAAUGCGCCCUGGAUGAAUUUACACAAAUCGUUCACAAGGUUUUCAAACAUAGCUCGCAGCUGAUGAACUUUCCUCCCAGGUUGGCACAAAUGCUGCACCUGCGCAUCUGGAGGGACUUUGAGAACAAUGUGGGAGAGGUGUUGAAACAGGGUGCAUCCAUUAUUGAGCUAUGCAUUAGCUUACAGCGAGAGCAGCCGCAGUCAGAGCAGGAGGAGGCAUUAUAUCACAAGCUGCAGGCGGCGACUGUGCCCAGCGAGAUGAUCAAGCGAAUAUUUGUGGAUCUGGUCAUAGCAGCAGGUGACACGACCGCCUUCAGCAGUCAGUGGGCUCUGUAUGUGCUCUCCUGUGAUCGGCUGCUACAACGUCGCAUCGCCCAAGAACGAGCUGCAUCUGAAUCGCAGCUGUUGCAUGGCUUGAUCAAGGAAACACUACGGUUAUACCCAGUUGCACCAUUCAUUGGUCGCUACAUGCCACAGGAUGCACAAAUUGGUGGCCAUUACAUAGAAAAAGACACCCUUGUGCUCAUCUCUCUGUACACGUCUGGUCGAGAUCCAUCACAUUUUGAGCAACCGCUCAAAGUUCUGCCCGAACGCUGGAUACUGGGGCAGAAGGAGCAAGUGCACCAGCCCCAUGGCACCCUGCCUUUUGCCAUUGGCCAGCGCUCCUGCAUCGGACGUCGUGUUGCUCUGAAGCAGCUGCACUUGCUCUUGGGCAAGUGCGCUUCGCAGUUCAACAUGCAGUGCCUCAAUGAACAGCCAGUGGACUGCAUCCUACGCAUGGUUACAGUGCCCAAUCAGACGUUACGUCUGGCCCUGACGCUCAAAUCCAACAUGCCACCACUCUGAUAUCUAUUAGAGAUCAUUUAUAACAUUCUUCCUAUAUAAUACACACACGCGCGUGAGGGACAUUUACUUAAGCCGUUGCCCAUAUGUAGUUAGCACACAUCAUUGUAACCUGAUUUAUAAUUUAUCUUUCGCUUAGUAGUAAA